GCCUUUGUUAUUUAAACGUGCAGCCUGCUGACGCGGACUUGUGAGACCGUAAACGCCGCCGUUAGACUCUGUGAGAAGCGCCGAGGAACCGCCUUCAGACGUCAGUCAUGGUGCUGCUGAGUUCACUGCUGCCCCUCUGUGUCCUGGCUGCCGUCGCCUUUGCCGUCCCUGCUCAGGAGAAACGCGUCCAUCACCAGGCUGAUCUGAGUGACCACGCUCAUGACGAUUCACACAACUACCAGUAUGACCAUGAGGCCUUCCUGGGCAAGGAGGAAGCUAAGACCUUUGACCAGCUGAGCCCGGAAGAGAGCAAAGAGAGAUUAGCAAAGAUCGUGGACCGCAUCGACACCGACAAGGACGGCUACAUCGGCCAUGCAGAGCUGCACCACUGGAUCAGACACAGGCAGAGGAGGUACAUCGAGGAGAACGUCAACAAGCACUGGAAGGACUACGACAAGAACCAAGAUGACAAAAUAAGCUGGGAGGAGUAUAAAAACACCACCUACGGCUUCUACCUGGGUGAGGAGUUUGAUGAUGUGGAAGACAAGAACACCUAUAAGGCUAUGCUGGCGCGGGAUGAGAGACGCUUUAAAACGGCGGACCGAGACGGGGACGGUAUCGCGACGCGUGAGGAGUUCACCGCCUUCCUUCAUCCGGAGGAGUUUGAUUACAUGAAGGACGUGGUCGUCCAGGAAACGGUGGAAGACAUUGAUAAGGACAAAGAUGGAAAGAUUAACCUAGAAGAAUACAUCGGUGACAUGUUCACACCUGAGGAUGGGGAAAGCGAGCCAGAUUGGGUCCAGACUGAGAAGAAACAAUUUUCAGAGUUCAGAGAUGUUAACAAGAACGGCUUCCUGGAUCCUGAAGAAGUGGCCCAGUGGAUUUUACCUGGAGAUGUGGAUCAUGCCGAUAACGAGGCCAAGCACCUGAUCCAUGAGACGGACACCGAUAAGGAUGGCCGCCUCACACUCUCCGAAGUUCUCAACAAGAUGGACUACAUCAAGAUCAGCACCAUCACAGACUAUGGAGGGAUGAGGGUGGAUGAACAUGACGAGCUGUGACCAGCUAACACUCUAGGUCACCCGACCAACUGGCAGCAUGUCAUUUAAAAGACUCGGCGUUAUUUAGGUGGUGAUGGUCGCAGCUGAAAAGAGACAAGCGACACACGCUGCAGCUGUUAAAGCGACGCAACACAACAGGUUUCCAUGCUGCUACGUAAGCAGCCACUCAGAGCUCCACUUACAUGUAUUCCAUGAAAAUCUAAUGUUUACAUUUACCCUCCAGAAUGCUACACCCGGACAGACUGUAAGCUUCACAUAAAACAAUAAACUCUAAACAACAACAAAAAUCCCACUGAACUCCAAAAAGGUUGUGCUCUGUAUGAUUUGGUAAACGUCAGACCCUCGCAGCGUCCUCAUCCAUCUCACGCUUGCAUCACUGGACGCGCCUCUUUGGCUCGGAGGUCGACUCCAGAGGCAGCAAAGCCGGUUCCACCCUGUCGGAACACAAUGCAUCAUCAAGAAACCAAAACCAUACUAAUAAAUAUGAUUAAUAAA
Molecule: messenger RNA, 1556 nt
Organism: Nothobranchius furzeri (turquoise killifish)
Lineage: Eukaryota; Metazoa; Chordata; Actinopteri; Cyprinodontiformes; Nothobranchiidae
Gene: rcn3
Product: reticulocalbin 3, EF-hand calcium binding domain
Cellular component (GO): endoplasmic reticulum
Molecular function (GO): calcium ion binding
Source: RefSeq, a predicted model, not a curated record